CGAGGCCCCGCAAGGUCAGAAACCUGCUCUCCGAGGGGAAGCUGAUGCUUCGCUGAGAAGCAUCCUCUGCUGGGUCUGCCUCUGGCGUCUUCCUUGGAGCCUGCCAGAGUUCCCACCACGCCGCUGCCACGGUCUCACCCUUCACUGGGUCAGGAGCCCUGGGAAGCCAGCAACUUAGAGCAGAGCGCUUGAGUUUAAUGCGGAAAGAAGUCCAUGCGGGGAGCAAAUGAGAUUUCUCAGUAACAGCCUUCCCUGGGGACGCUGGAGCGUGGUGACAAGCCUACACUCACGCAGGUGGCAGCUUGCCUAAUGCAGGGCUGCUGGUUUGGGGGCCGGCUUGUUGCAGAGGUAGUGCAGAGGUCUCUGUUGCUUUUGAAUGGCCCUUGGGGUCCCAGGUGAGGGGGACGCUGCUGCCCUGAAAGGCUUUAUUGGUUAGUAGUAGGCAGCUCUUUGCCUUCCCUUGCCCCACUUGUGCUCUCUCUCUUGUGACUCCAGGGUUGGGGCUCUCCCCUGCCUCCAGGCACUUCCGGCAAGGCAAGAUGCUUUCCCCAGGGUUUCCUCCACACGGCUCUCUCCGGCACUGCCUGUAUUUUAAGGAGCAGCUCUUUGCCCCAGCUCACAGGAGCAGAGGGUUUUGGGUAGAGCCUCCGCUGCCUGGGAGCAGGCACCUGGGGAAGGGCUGGGCUGGUUUGUGGGCAGAUGGUCUCCCCACCCUGGGCUCUGCGGUGGGGGUGGCGGGCUGGAUGUUCUUAAUGGUCUGGAAGUCCCUGUCCCUCCAGGCUCGGGCAGCGUUUAACCCUUCCGUGUCUCUCUUUUCCCCUUCUCAGAAAUGGAAACAAACAACCAUUUUAACUUCACUGGCCUUUCCUCCGUACCUACUGCCUCAGGACUGAAACCCACGCCUUCCUCAGGGGACAGCCUAUACACGAACGGGUCUCCUAUGAACUUCCCCCCACAAGGGAAAAGUUUGAAUGGGGGUAUGAAUGUUAAUGGCUUCUCUACUGUAUCUCACACUAGUACUUCAGGGACCUUCACCUCCACCACGCAUUCCUCCAGCACGCCUCACCUCCACUCCUACGACUGUCUCUGGGACUACUCGCAGUACCAGCCUGCCAGCACUGGCAACCUCAAGGACAGCAGCCCCAUCAUCUCCCAGUUCUCCAGCCUUGGACAGUACCCGCUCAACGGCAUUAUUGGGGGCUCCCGGCAAACAUCCCCGGGGCACAACACUAACCUGAGGGGGACAGAGCAGGAGUUCUGGGGCAACGGCACCCCCAGCUCGAUGGGGCUGAACUUUGACUCGCAGGAGCUGUACGACUCCUUCCAUGACCAGAACUUCGAGCUCAUGCAGAACGGGCCAGCCAGCUUCUACGCAGCCUCCCAGCCUUCCCCCAUGCUGAGCUCCGGCAUGCAAUCCUUCUCGCUCCCCCAGUGCCCGCAGGAUGAGUCGGGCACCAGCGAGGAAGACACAGCCGCAGCCAAAGAGAUUUCCCCUGCCAUCUCGGAGAAUGGGGGCGGGCUGGUGGGCAGCAUGGAGCUGGAAGACACGCAGCCAGACUUGAAGAUAUGCAGCUACAAUGGGUCUGCUGCAGCUGUGGUGCCACUCAGCCAGGAGGCAUCUGUCUUGGCACCCGACACGGCCAGCGGCUGCCUGGGGGACGCAUCUCCUAUCACCACUCCUCUGGAAGAUGCUCACAUCCUGAGCGAAGACCCUCUGGAGCCUUUUGAGUCCCUGGCCAGAGACCCGGGGACCGGAGACCUCUACGAGAUGGAUGACUCUCAGCUGGUGAGCGACAAAUCCCCCCUGGAGGAGCCCCCUGACAUGUCCAGCCUGCACUGCUCUGCCAGCCCCUCCCUCAACAACUCCAGCUCCUUCAGCCUGCUGGCGGACGACAGCCAGCCUUCCCACUCGCUCUUCGCCAGCCCCAGCUCGCCGCCCGUCCUGGGGGAGGCUGUCUUGCAAGACAGCAGCAUAGACCUGAAUAACAGCAGUCACACAGGGCCAGAGGACUCAGAGUCCCUGGAGCUUGACCCUCCGCUGGAGCCGGAGUCCCCAGCCCCUUCUCCAGAAGAGGAAGAGGAAGAAGGUGGUGACAGCUGUCCGGAGACUUCAGCUGCGCCUGAAGGAGAGAGCGAAGAGGCAGCCCCCCUCAGUGCGUCAGCAGGUGCAGGUGAUGUCCCACGGAGGCGCAUUGCCACCCAAGAGGAGGUGCGCUUCCCCCUGCAGCACGGGUGGAGAAGAGAGGUGCGGAUCAAGAAGGGCAACCACCGCUGGCAGGGGGAGACAUGGUACUACGGGCCCUGUGGGAAGAGGAUGAAGCAGUUUCCGGAGGUGAUCAAGGUAAAAGCGCAGGGGGCCCAGGACAGAGGCCGUGCCGUGGGCUGGGACACUGCGCUGGCAGCAAGGGUGCCCCUUCUGGGAUUGAGCCUGGGUUUUUGCCUGCAGGGUCUGCAGUGGGUAAAGCUGAGCCCUGAGGAAAUCCCAUCACGCAUCCAGGCCAUCACAGGCAAGCGUGGGCGACCCCGCAACGCAGAGAAAGCCAAGCCCAAGGAGACACCCGCUGUGAAGCGUGGCCGGGGCCGGCCUCCCAAAGUCAAGAUGGUCGACUUGCUGAGCAAGACGGAUGCUCGGCUGCUGCAGAGACUGGAAGCCCAAGAGGUGCUCAGCGAGGAGGACAAGUUGAAAAUGAGCAAAAUCAAGAAGAAAAUGAGGCGGAAGGCCAAGAACAAGCAGAAGCAGGAAGCCAAAGCUCCUAAAGCAAAGGAGACCAAGAAGAAGUCCAAGACCAAGGAGAAGAAGGGCAAGACAGAGAAGGGCAAGGAAAAGGUGCGGCCCAAGGAGAAGAAGGGCAAAGCGGCUCGCAAGGUGGACAAGAGCCUGUUGGCCCAGCGGCGCCUGGAGGAGCGUCGGCGGCAGCAGCUGAUCCUGGAGGAGAUGAAGAAGCCCACAGAGGAUAUGUGCCUGGGGGACCACCAGCCCCUGCCAGCCUUCUCCCGCAUCCCAGGCCUCGUCCUGCCCAGCCGCGCCUUCUCCAACUGCCUCACCGUUGUGGAGUUCCUCCAGAGCUACGGCAAGGUCCUGGGCUUUGACCCAGCCAAGGACGUGCCCAGCCUCUGCACGCUGCAGGAGGGGCUGCUGGGUGUGGGCGACAGCGUGGGCGAAGUGCAGGACCUGCUGGUGCGGCUGCUGCAGGCUGCGCUCUAUGACCCUGGCCUGCCUCCCUACUGCCAGUCCCUGAAGAUCCUGGGAGAGAAGGUGUCGGAGAUCAGUCUGAACCGUGACACCGUUUCUGAGAUCCUGCGCUGCUUCCUCAUGGCGUAUGGGGCAGAGGAUGACCUGUGCGAUGGGCUGCGGACGAAGCCCUUCCAGGCACUGCCCCCGGACAAGAAAGCAGCCAUCCUGUCCUUCCUGGUGAACGAGCUGAACAGCAGUGCCCUCAUCAUCAACGAGAUUGACAAGACCCUGGAGAACAUGUCCAACUACAGGAAGAACAAGUGGAUCAUCGAGGGCCGGCUGCGCAGGUUGAAGAUUGCUCUGGCCAAGAAGACGGGCCGUCCCGAGUCAGAGAUCACAGGCUUGGACGAUGGGCGGAGGAGACGCAGCUCUCGCCUCACAGAGGAGAACGGCCUGGAGAUGGAGGAGGAGGAGGAGAGCCGAGGCCGGAAAUCCCGCAAGGAUGAGGAGGCUGACACUUCUGCAUCCAGUGUCCCUGAGCUGGAGAGACAGAUCGAGAAGCUAGCCAAGAGGCAGAUGUUCUUCCGUAAGAAGCUGCUCCAUUCCUCGCAGACGCUGCGGGCAUCCUCUCUGGGCCAGGACCGGUAUCGGCGGCGGUACUGGGUCCUGCCCCACCUGGGUGGGAUCUUCGUGGAGGGUACGGAAGUGGCUGAGCCAGUGCCAGAGGAGCGCACAGAGGAGAAGGUGGUUUGCCACGUCUCCCCGGUCAAGGAGGAGCCAAUGGACAUGCCCAUUCCCAACCGAACGAACUGCACGAUCUCGCGCUCCCGGGGCCGGCCACGAAAGAGCAAAGAGGAGCUGUCUCAGCACUGUGGACCCAAACCUCCUCCUGUCAACGGGGUCCUAGAGGAUUCAAUGUCCUUGGGCCAGAGCCAGCACGACCUCAGCCAGUCUGCCUUCUUGUCCUGGCUGAGCCAGACGCAGUCAUCCCUGCUGAAGGACUCUGUGCUCACCCCGGACAGCAGCCCCGGAAAGGGGGACUCGGGUCUCCCGCCUGUUGAGGCCCUGACUGAUGCUGAAGCGGAGGAGGAGAGUGCCACAGACGUUACAGAGAAACAGGGGCCCUGGCUCAACCUGCUGCCCCGGACACCCUGCGAUGACCGCGCCCCCCUUGCUACCUCUUCAGCCGAGCCCUUGCCAAGAGCCAGCUCGCAGCCCCGCAGCCAGCACCGGGGGGAGCAGCCCAAGGCCUUGGCCAGGCAGCUGAACGGCCUCCCUGCAGACGACCCCACGUCUCCCCUGCUUGCUUCCACACCGGUCCAUGCUGGCACCAGGGUCCAUGGCGCCUGCCCAAGGAGCCGGAGCAGCCUAGAGAAGCUCCAAGACCCACCAGGGCAGCCCAAACGCCGGGGGCGGCCCCCUACAAAGUUCUUCAAGCAGAUUGAACAGAAGUACUUGACCCAGCUGACGGAGCAGCCUGUUCCCCCUGAAAUGCAGAGUGGCUGGUGGUGGCUGCAGGACCCUGAAGAGCUGGAGGCAGUGGCCCGUGCACUGCACCCUCGGGGAAUCCGGGAGAAAGCUCUGCAUAAGCACCUCACCAAGCACAAGGAUUAUCUGCGGGAGGUCUGCCUGCGCACCACCACUGACCCCAUCUUCCACCUGCGCCCAGAGGCAGCCGGCACCGCUGUGUCUCAGGAAACCUUAGCCCGGUGGUCAGUGAUGGAGCGAGCCUACGAGACCGACCUCUCCAUCCUGCAGUGGGUGGAGGAGCUGGAACAGCGUGUGCUGAUGGCAGAUCUGCAGAUACGAGGCUGGACGUGUCCCAGCCCCGACUCCACACGGGAUGACCUGCAGUACUGUGAGCACAAGGUGGAGCCCCUGGAAGACAUCACCAUCAAGAACCGGCGGGAAGGACUGCCCCUGUGCCGGGAGCACACGAACCCCCUGGACCUGGCAGUUCUGCGGCUGGCAGCGCUGGAGCAGAACGUGGAGCGGCGCUAUCUGAAGGAGCCGCUCUGGCCGUUGCAUGAGGUGGUGGUAGAGAAAGCGGUGCUGAGCAACCCUGAGGAGCUGAGCCUGGGCUCCAGAGAGAUUGCGUACGAGAUCACGCCCCGAAUCCGGACAUGGCGACAGACUCUGGAGCGGUGCCGGAGCGCGGCCCAAGUCUCCCUGUGCAUCUACCAGCUGGAGAAGUCCAUUGCCUGGGAGAAGUCAGUCAACAAAGUGACUUGCCUGGUGUGCCGGCGUGGAGAUGAUGAUGAGCACCUGCUGCUGUGCGAUGGUUGUGACCGUGGCUGCCACCUCUACUGCCACCGGCCCAAGAUGACGGAGGUGCCCGAAGGCGACUGGUUCUGCUCUGUCUGCCUCUCCCAGGCGGAGGAAUAUCGGGACCCCAACUCGCCCCGGCGAGGCAAGAAGCGGAAGCGGGGGCGUCUCUUUGGGGUGGGCUUCGUGGAGGCAGACGAGAGCCCCCGGCGCCGGGCAGCCUCGCGCCGCCGCGAGGGCCUGGCAGUGCCCCGCUAUGCGGCUCCCCAUCACCUCGGCAUCCCGUCACCAUGA
This is a messenger RNA of Struthio camelus australis, 5734 nucleotides long. The record is from RefSeq and is a predicted model, not a curated record. Lineage: Eukaryota; Metazoa; Chordata; Aves; Struthioniformes; Struthionidae.